UCCUGCUGUGUUUUUCCUCCAUCUCUCGCCCCCUCACUCGGUCUCGGUAUUAAUAGGCUGGAUCCUGCCGGAACCAGAGGACAUGCGCGUUGCAGGAGGAGAGGAAGCGUUUGCGCGGCGUCCCAGCGAAAAGAGAUGUUUAGUGUCGACUCCGUGAUCACUUAACUGUGCUGCCAAACUCGUUUUCCCGCUCGCUUGUUUUUCUAGAGAGGCGUCAGGAGCCGUUUUCCUCUCUCUCGGUUUAGGUUCUGAUUAAUUAUUCAACUCUUUGCCGCAUCUGGGGCUGUUGCUUUCCUACAGAGAAAGAGUGUUAACAUUUCGGGGAUUUUCUGGAAAUUGAUUGCUCCCCGCCGCCACCCUGAAGUUCAUCGUUGUCAUCUUGGCCGCCGGGAUGGUGGCCUUCAUCGGAGCGGUUAUCUGCAUCAUCGCGGCUGUCCACACCGGGUCCACCAAGGCUGCCGCGGCGCAGCGGCAGCCCGCGGCCGAUAACCACUCGCUGUAUCCGGACGCGGUCGCGCAGACUCCCGCUGCCGCGAGGGGCUCCGUGGCCCGGCCCGGAUCCCUGGGAGCUCUCCACGGUUCUGAAACGCCCGAAUCCGAAGCGCCCACCUUCAACGUCGGGCUUGGCGGGAUGGACGGGGUCAGCGGACUCACGGGACACGACCCCGCGGUGAGUCGGCUCAUCUGCACCCCGCUCCCCGCCGGAGGAUGCAACCCCAGGAACUUUCAGCAGCAAGCGGACGACCCGUCGCUGUACGCCGGUGAAGACUGGGGCUACCUCCGGACCACGGCGGAGGAGCUCCGGCAGACGGUUCUGCAGCAGAAGGACCAGAUUUUAACCGACCAGAGGACCAUCAGGGAGCUGUCGGGGAAGCUGACCGAGUGCGAGAAGGGGCUCGGGGGAAGGAGCGGCAGCCCGGACAGACGCGGGAACGCCGCCGCGCUGAGAGGCGACAAGGGAGCGGAGGGGGAGAUCCACUUGGAGCGGAUGAUGGUGCGGGACAGCCCGGAUUCUGCGCCCGACGGGGUCCAUCUGCUCACGGUUGGAACUGUGGAUGAGCUCGAACAGGCGAUCACCCAACUCAAAGACCGCAUAGACAGACUGGAGACAGACAUCGGUCCGUUUUCUCACAACCGUACGGACAGCAAAUCCUUGGACGUGUCAGAGGAGGGCGACCCAGAGAGGUCAGCCGGUCCGGGCCGCGGUGCUGGUCCGGACCGGCCCUGGGGGGUGGAGGACCUGGAAGAGGAGCUGGAGAGGAAGGUGGAGCUGCUGGAGAAGGAGAGGAAAGCCCUGAGGCUGGAGGCAGCGAAACACAGACAGGAUAUUGACCAGGGCAUCAGCAAACUACAACACCGCGUUUCAGGCCUGGAGGAAGGCGCUGCAGGGCUUUCGUUCCCGGAGGGGUUCAGGUUGUCCUUCCCGGCUCGGACCAACUACAUGUUCGCCAUGAUGAGACACGCCGUCCCCAAACUGCGGGCCUUCACCGCCUGCCUGUGGCUGCGGCCCGCCGCGGCGGGCGUGGGGACGCCCCUGUCUUACGCUGUCGCUGAGCAACCGAACGAGUUGGUGCUCCUGCAAGACCGGAGCGCUCCGGCUGAGCUGCUCAUCAACGACAAGGUGGCGAAGCUGCCUCUGAACCUCUCUCGAGGCAGCUGGCAGCACGUCUGUGUGAGCUGGACCCAGAAAGGUGGAGCAUGGCAGGCCUACCAGGGGGGAAAGCUGAGGGGCGAGGGCCACGGAUUGGCCCCGGGACACCACAUCCGGCCUGGGGGAGAGCUGGUCCUCGGCCAAGAGCAGGAUUUCCUGGGAGGCGGUUUCGAUUCGACCCAGGCCUUCGUCGGAGAGCUGUCCCAGGUGGGCCUGUGGGAUCGGGUCCUGUCGUCCGCCCAGGUCGCCAGCCUGGCUCGGUGCAGCAGAGUAACUCAGGGUGCCGUGGUCCUCUGGAGUGAAAACAAGGUGCAGGUUUACGGCGGAGCCACCAAAGACCCCGGGGAGCCUUGCAGUAAACACAGCAAAAGCUCCCAGUGACCGGUGGAGAGAGGACCGUGGAAAAGAUUAAAUUCACCAACUAACGCUGAUUCAGAAUGUCAGAAAAACCAUGAAUAGCAAGGUGACAUAAGAGAGUCAUAAUCUUAGCAACUUUUCUGGGGUAUUUCUGAAGGUGAAACGGUGCGCUGCAACACCACACAUUACUUACACAUAAAUGCAGCUGGAACAUUAGUUACUGUGCAUCAGAAAAUGUUUAAGCUCAGCUUUGCUUAGUUCGAAGUGAAAACAGGAAGAUGAUUUCAGAUUCCCAGCAACCCUCCUGACAAUUUGAU
Molecule: messenger RNA, 2325 nt
Organism: Poecilia reticulata (guppy)
Lineage: Eukaryota; Metazoa; Chordata; Actinopteri; Cyprinodontiformes; Poeciliidae
Gene: nptxra
Product: neuronal pentraxin receptor a
Source: RefSeq, a predicted model, not a curated record